CCAGAAUCAUGGCAAAUAUCAAGAUGGCGGUGUGAUUUUUCUCGUAAAUUCUCGUUUGUUGUUAUUACGUUUCUUUUUUUAAAGUAAACAAAAGGAAAAUAAAAGUGUAUAUAAACAAUAUUGUCAAAAAUUUAAUAUAUUCAUCUUAAUAAUUUAUCAAGUACAAAGAAAUUAAUUAAUAAUGCCACCUAGAAAUGAAGACAUCCUCAAAGGAUUUCAAGUAAAUUGGAUGAAUCUUAGAGAUGCUGAUACUGGAAAAAUUAUAUGGCAAGGAAAUGAAGAUUUAUCAGUACCAGAAGUUGUACAUGAAGCAAGAGUACCUAAAAAAAUAUUACGUUGUCGUGCUGUAUCACGUGAAAUAAAUUUCAGUUCAGUUGAGCCACUUGAAAAAUUUAGAUUAGAACAAAAAGUAUUAUUUAAAGGACAAUGUUUAGAAGAAUGGUUAUUUGAAUUUGGUUUUGUUAUACCAAAUAGUACAAAUACAUGGCAGAGUCUCAUUCAAGCUGCUCCAGAAAGUCAAAUGAUGCCAGCAUCAGUUUUAAAUGGAAAUGUUGUUAUUGAAACUAAAUUUUUUGAUGGUGAUACACUUGUCUCAACUAGUAAAGUACUUUUAUUCUAUGUUUAAAUUAAUACUUUAUGCUAGAUAAAUUAAUUUUACAUAUUAAGGGUCCAAUAAAAUAAUAGCUUCUACAUAAUUAUAUCGUGGAUAAUUAUGACAACGAUAAAUGAAGCAACGAAUAAAAUCGAAAAAUACUAGUCGAUGCACCUUAAUUAAAUAUUUUUAUAUAAAUAAGUUUUUUUCUUUUUUUUUUUUU
Aphidius gifuensis is the source of this 815-nucleotide messenger RNA. RefSeq names its product retinal rod rhodopsin-sensitive cGMP 3',5'-cyclic phosphodiesterase subunit delta (gene PrBP). The record is from RefSeq and is a predicted model, not a curated record. Gene Ontology annotation, cellular component: cytoplasm. NCBI's taxonomy places the organism in Eukaryota, Metazoa, Arthropoda, Insecta, Hymenoptera, Braconidae. Gene Ontology annotation, biological process: sensory perception of light stimulus. The coding region runs from base 182 to 625 and encodes 147 amino acids. The transcript has 4 exons.